Neltuma alba is the source of this 1463-nucleotide messenger RNA. RefSeq lists its product as uncharacterized. The record is from RefSeq and is a predicted model, not a curated record. Bases 91 to 1149 code for a protein of 352 amino acids. Gene Ontology annotation, biological process: response to heat. NCBI's taxonomy places the organism in Eukaryota, Viridiplantae, Streptophyta, Magnoliopsida, Fabales, Fabaceae. The transcript is spliced from 8 exons.
AUGUUUAAUUCUUCAUCCUUUCAUUUUAGCUGCAAAAGCUAUUUUCUUUGCCAUCAUCCUUUUCACUUCUGAUUUGCUAAAGUCGGAGGAAUGGAGAGUGAAGUGGUGAGACGCAGAGUUCAUAUGAUCGCAGCUCACUUUGCAUCAAAGGAUGAUAUCUCUCCAGCGCAUCUUCUCCCAAUGAACUGCAGUGGUAGUUUGAACUCUGUGCUCCGAAGAUGUGAUAAUAAAAUUUAUUUUGCGCGCCAAGCGUCUGCAUCUCUUGGUCCUUUUAUGAGGCAGACUUCUCUGGAAGAGGGUAGCUUCACUUCCCCUGGCCAAUCAGCAUCAAAGGAUGAUAUCUCACCAAACCAUCUUCAACCUAUGAACUGCGGUGUGCCCCGAAGAUUUGAUAAUAAAAUUUAUUUUGCACGCCAAGCAUCUGAAUCUCUCGGUCCUUUUAUGAGGCAAACUUCUCUUGAAAAGGGUAGCUUGACUGCCCCAGUCGCUCCCAAGUCCUGUGUGGCAUUUGAGACUCCUUGUAAUGUGAGGGAACCUUGCUUUGCUAGAUCCGCAAGGACAGAGUCAAAUUUCCAGAGUAGCUUGACUUCCGCUGUCGCUACCAAAUCCUGUGGUGUUGCAUCUGAGACUCCUUGUAAUGUAAGAGAACCUUGUUUUGCUAGACCUACAAGGACUGAAUCCAACUUCUCAAAUGUUUCAAUGGGCCAACCCCUGGUCCAGAGCUACGAUGUUCUGGCACCCAACCCUCCUAGUUUCGCUAGGCCAGGCAGACUGACAGCAAAAGAAGAGUGGUUACCUUCCGAGAAGAAAAUGUGCCGUUCUGAAGUCAGUGGAGUUGAGUGGUCCCCAAGGAUGGAUGUUGCAGAAUCAGAAGGAAAAUAUGUUAUGACAGUGGAAGUGCCAGGUGUCAGUAUCAAGGACAUAAGAGUAGAGGUUGAUGAUCAAAAGUUGUCUGUCAAAGGCAAACGUUCCACUAGCUUUUGGAGAGUCAUGGGUAAUCCCAAUGGUUCAUUUUCUUCAUAUCAUAGAAGAGAGAUAUUAUAUGGACCGUAUGAAGCAGUUUGGCCACUUCCUGCUGGUGUCAACAAGGACAGAGUAUCUGCUGAGUUUUUGGAUGGAUUCUUACAAAUUAUUAUCCCUAAAGUUUGAAGUUGACGGAGCUGGUAUCAUACUUGGAAUUCUGAUAUCUACCCAUAUCUCUAUCAUUGUAUAUGUGAUAACUUCAUGCAUGUUUAUUAAUUAUUCAGUCAUGGAGGGAAAAAAUGAGUGAUUGUAUCUAUGCUCGGACAAUCUAUUUGUCUUCUUUUGCAUGCUGCUCUGAAGCUCGCAAUGGCAUUGUUGUGAAUGAGCCAAAAAAACAACGAGCCAUAUCCUUCUUUACUGUUAUGUACAAAGACAAAAACUUGAGUAUGAGUAUACUGGGAUAUAAUGGUAUGUAUUAUACUUUUUAAUUUUUAUUAUUA